AAAAAAAAAGGAGAGGAGGAAAGGAAGAAAAAAGGGAGAGGAAAUAUUAAACAAAAAUAAAGGUUUUUUUAUUCAAAAAAAAAUUUUUUUUCAAAAUAAAAAUUAAUUUAUGGAUCCUUUACUGGACGGAACUUUACAUCGUGGAGGAGCUGAUGCUUUACGUAUUUUUAGAGAAGCUUUUUUAACAGAAAUUGGCCCUUCUGAAUUUGAGAAUAAUAAUGGGCGUUUAAUUUCAUUACGUGAAUUAUUGGAUGUAAUUAUCUGCAGUGGAAAAGAUAUACAAAUUGAGGAUUUGCUUCGUUUACGUCCAUACGCAACAGAAAAAGACGAAAUAUUUUCUUUUGAAGAGUGUUUUCAGAUUUAUCAAAAUAUUCCAUCAACUGGUUUAGACGAAAUUUACGAUUUAUUUGAAUUAUUUGUAAUAACUGAAAAUGAAAUAAAUUGGGAAUUAUUAAAUAAUAAAAUGUUGGAAUUAAUUGAAACAACAAACAAUAACGACGACAAUAAUUAUUUAAUUAAUUGGCUAAAAUUGAAUAAACAAAAGGGAACAGAUAUUGAAAAUGUAAAUAAGGGUUUUUUUAUUUAUUUAAUUUUUAGAAAUUAA
This is a messenger RNA of Meloidogyne enterolobii, 604 nucleotides long. The record is from the annotation of a GenBank genome assembly. Lineage: Eukaryota; Metazoa; Nematoda; Chromadorea; Rhabditida; Meloidogynidae.